UUACAAGAGGCAGUAAAAAGCUGCGCUUGCAAUAAACUAAGGUUCCUUUGUGUGAGAUUUUUCCAUGAAUGAAAUAGCAGUGUAAAGACUCGAUGUAUCUGAAUGAUUGCCGGGUGUGCUGGUCUCUGGUACAGCAGGGGUUACUCCCAGCCCCGCCUGCAUAGGCCUGUCCAACAAGGCAGCGUUUCCUGUGAGUCUGAGAAGACAGUUCAAACCCAGCAGGGAAAGUUCAAUGAACAAGCAGCAGCCUCUCCAGAAGAGCCAGAGCCUUGCAUGCCGGAGCUGUCAGCGAGAAGAAUUGAACUGGGGGUUAAACAGCAGACACUGAAGGGAAACCAAAAAAAAAGGAAGAGGCUUUGAGGAAGUAGCAGUUAUUCCCCAGCUCCCCCUCCUUUCAUCUGGCAGAGUGGCAGAAGUGAAUUCUCAGCAGCGCUUGGCGCUCGGAGACAACAUGUUAAGGCAGUAGGUGCUUUGGGGGCAACAAAAGUGCGUCCUUCAUCUUUAGGGUUGGUGCUCUUCUGGGUGAUAUUCACAGGUCGGUUUCUGUCAAGGAAAAUGUGCAGCGGGCAAGCAUGACCCAUACCUCCCCGUUGCAUUGGCUUGAUGUAAUUGGGCAUAGAACUUUAUGGAGUGCAAUCUGCCAGCUACCAUACCAAGGAUGGAGGAGGAAGAGGAGGCCAUCAGCUUUCUGGACCGUGUUCUGGACGAGGAGGAUGUCUUUUACGUAGAGGAUGGAGAAUGUACUACCCCAGUGAGCCCGGAUGGGAAUUCUACAUUCCCGGAAUCCAAGGGUGAAAGUGAGUCGGACAAGGGGCUGUUGAUGAGAAAGCUCGUCCUGUCUGGGGUUCUGGCAAGUGAAGAGAUCUAUAUAAAUCAGCUGGAAGCUCUGCUGUUGCCCAUGAAACCACUGAAGGCCACUGCCACCACAUCUCAGCCUGUUUUAACCAUGCAGCAGAUAGAUGCCAUAUUUUACAAGAUUGAAGACAUCUACGGGAUCCAUAAGGACUUCUACGACAACCUGUGUCCCCUUGUUCAGCAGUGGGACAACAAGACCACCGUUGGUCACCUCUUCCAGAAGUUGGCCAGCAAGCUGGGAGUCUACAAGGCCUUUGUGGACAACUAUAAACGUGCUCUGGAUACGGCUGAAAAAUGCAGCCAGGGCAACACCCAGUUUUACAAAAUCUCCGAGGAUCUGAAGGUGAAAGGUCCUAAGGAUUCAAAAGAAGUGCCAACAUCUGUUACCAUGGAAGCACUGCUGUACAAACCCAUAGAUCGUGUGACCCGUAGCACACUGGUCCUGCAUGAUCUUCUUAAACACACCCCCACUGAUCACCCGGACUACCCAUUACUUCAAGACGCCCUUCGUAUUUCACAGAACUUCUUGUCGAGCAUCAAUGAGGAUAUUGAUGAAAGGAGAACUGCAGUCACAACUCCAAAGGGAGAGACCCGGCAGCUGGUGAAAGAUGGUUUCUUGGUGGAGCUAUCUGAAAACUCACGCAAACUGCGGCAUCUCUUCUUGUUUACAGACCUUCUCCUUUGUGCCAAGCUCAAGAAGGCAACUGUUGGGAAGCAUCAGCAGUAUGACUGCAAGUGGUACAUCCCCCUGGCCGACCUGGUGUUUCCUUCCCCAGAGGAGUCCGAGCCAAUCCCCCAGCUCCACGCUCCCCCUGACCAUGAGAUCGAAGAGACAAAGGCCAAGAUCUCAGUUCUUAAGAGUGAGAUUCAAAAGGAAAAGAAGUCCAAUAAAGGCUCCAGCCGUGCGAUCGAGAGACUAAAGAAAAAAAUGUUUGAGUAUGAGUCAUGGCUGCUCCUUUUCUCUCCCACCAUCCCUUUCCGCAUCCAUAACAAGAAUGGCAAGAGCUAUCUAUUCCUGUUAUCCUCUGAUUAUGAGAGAGCCGAAUGGAGAGAAGUCAUCCAAAAGCUACAGAAAAAAGAUCUCCAAACAUUUGCACUCAGCUCCGUGGAGCUUCAGUUUCUUACUGGGUCCUGCUUCAAGCUGCGAACGGUUCACAAUGUGCCCAUUAUCAGCAAUAAGGACGAUGAUGAGUCUUCUGGACUAUAUGGGUUUCUGCAUGUCAUCGUUCAUUCUGCCAAAGGAUUCGACCAUUCUGCCAAUCUCUACUGCACCCUGGAAGUGGACUCGUUUGGUUAUUUUGUCAGUAAAGCCAAAACCAGAGUUUUUCGUGAUACCACAGAGCCGGAGUGGAAUGAGGAGUUUGAGAUCGAACUGGAGGGAUCCCAGUACCUGCGAAUUCUCUGCUACGAAAAGUGCUAUGAUAAGACCAAGAUGAACAAGGAUAACAAUGAGAUUGUAGACAAGAUCAUGGGCAAAGGGCAAAUUCAGCUGGAUCCACAGGCUGUCCAGAGCAAGAACUGGCACAUGGACGUGAUCGAAAUGAACGGGAUUAAAGUGGAGUUUUCCAUGAAGUUCAGCAGCCGGGAUAUGAGUUUGAAAAGGACGCCCUCCAAAAAACAGACCGGGGUGUUUGGUGUAAAAAUAAGUGUCGUGACAAAACGCGAGCGCUCCAAGGUGCCAUACAUUGUGCGUCAAUGCAUAGAGGAAGUGGAGAAAAGAGGAAUUGAAGAAGUUGGAAUUUACCGAAUAUCCGGCGUUGCCACAGACAUCCAGUCCUUGAAAUCUGCGUUUGAUGCCAAUAACAAGGACAUUCUUAUGAUGCUGAGCGACAUGGACAUCAAUGCAAUAGCCGGCACAUUAAAACUUUAUUUCCGUGAGCUGCCAGAACCUCUCCUUACAGACAGACUGUACCUGGCGUUUAUGGAAGGAAUAGCUCUUUCUGAUCCAGCAGCCAAGGAGAACUGUAUGAUGCACCUUCUGCGCUCCUUACCUGACCCAAACCUAAUGACCUUCCUCUUUUUGCUUCAGCACUUGAAAAGGGUUGCAGAGAAAGAACCCAUCAACAAGAUGUCACUCCAUAAUUUGGCGACUGUGUUUGGACCUACAUUACUGAGGCCAUCGGAGGUAGAGACUAAAGUUCACAUGAACCUGGCCUCCGACAUCUGGUCACAUGACGUGAUGGCACAGGUCCAGGUUCUGCUGUACUACAUGCAGCAUCCACCCAUCAGUUUCUCGGAGCUGAAACGAAACACAUUGUACUACUCCACUGACGUGUGAGCGCGGAUCCCCCCAGCCGGGAGAAGGUCAGGGCAGCCCUGCUCCUCUGUAAAUUUCAGAGACAUUUUCAGGUUGGAGUAGAGUGUGGGAUUGACAGAGCAAACUUGCGGCUCCGAGGAACCUCCAGAAUUUGCUUGUGCUUUUCUUGAAUCCCUUUGUACAGAAAUAGAAAUGUGGAAGCAGGAAGAAUGAACCAGCACUGUGCUCCCCGUGUACCUAGCUGUAUUUUGUAUAUUGGUGUUCAGGCUUUAUUUUAUGUAGAAUCAGGAGGCAUUGGUGGAGCAGAGCUGGGACUUUCGGGAAACCCUGCGGGCCUCUGGGCCCUUUUAAUCUGCCACAUUUACAAACUUUGUGCUGAUGACGGCAUCCUGAAGUGUACCUUGAGAAUAAUUCUUCACUUUGGGGGCCAAAAGGGCCUGGAAAGGCUCCUCUAUUUGAGAGCCAUCAAACCACAUGAAUAGUCAGCACUGCCACAGUUUGCCUCACGCCGUGUGAGCAGAUCUUCCGUCCACAUAUUUUUAAAUAUAAAUAGUUGCCAUGAUGGUCUUUUUUUCUUCAACAUAUUGUGACUGAACGUAGUCCCAGUGAUUUCUGGUCUUUUUUCCUUCUGGUGGAGAUGUCACUUGUGAUUUGCUGCUUGCAAGGGGUGGUACGUUUAUAUAUUUAUCUGCUACGGCUCGGGAAAGAAAUACUAGCAUCCGACAUGUACGGCACUUGGAAAGAGAAGUCUCUAGUGUAACCAGCAGGAAAUAUAUAAACUCGGCAUCGCUAUGGUAACAAAAAGGAAAUACACAGACAAUUUAAACUUGUGUACAUUAAAAAAAAUGUUGGCUACAA
Molecule: messenger RNA, 3970 nt
Organism: Spea bombifrons (plains spadefoot toad)
Lineage: Eukaryota; Metazoa; Chordata; Amphibia; Anura; Pelobatidae
Gene: ABR
Product: ABR activator of RhoGEF and GTPase
Exons: 22
Coding region: 626-3133 (835 amino acids)
Biological process (GO): intracellular signal transduction; protein phosphorylation; positive regulation of GTPase activity
Cellular component (GO): membrane
Molecular function (GO): protein serine/threonine kinase activity; guanyl-nucleotide exchange factor activity; GTPase activator activity
Source: RefSeq, a predicted model, not a curated record